AUGCUGCACAUUUCUCGGAAGGCGCGAAUAGGCGCGCCACGUCGAGACGAAGGGUCGCACGAGGGCGAGUACGGUGCAACAUUGAGCGAGACGGACAAACUGCCGAAUUUCGACCUCAUGAUGAACGCGAUGGACCCAGUCGGUGAUGUGCGCAACCAAGUCCUCUGCGUCCGCGCUCAACGAGCAAACAGAUCGGGAUUCGAACAAACAGCGCGGAGCUACUUCUUCCCGAUUAGGAAGGCCUUAUUCAUGAUUCAUCAUCACUCGUCCGAACUGUCAAGCCUUUUCCCAACCGCCAUGUCCCUCCGAGCGACGAACACGACCAAAGAUGCCGCAAACAGACACGUGAAUGAGAUGCUGGAUGCAUUGCGCUCACAUUCUCCCAGCGGCGAACACUUCCGCCACACGCAGAACGUCUCGCGCGUCCGCCGCGCCCCACCUCCAUCCAUAAACCGCGCCGCCCCCACGCUCCCCUUCUUCCUCGAAUACUACGCCGCAGCGCAGCCGACCGCCGGGCCCAGCACACCGCCGCCGGGGUCAGGGCCGAAGCGCCAGUCUGGUCCGCCCCCGCCGCGCAGCUGGACGCGAUCGUCAACUAACUCAGAUGCAGACCGUGCGCCGAGCUUGCGCUAUAAGUGCCUCCCGCACGUGUUUGCGCACCUGCCCGGGCCUUCGCAUGCGAAAGGCUUCCCGACAUUGGCCCUCGUAUGCCUUCGCGCGCUGCUUGCGCUGUAUACGCCUGAGGAGAUCGUCGAGGAUGUAGCUCCUCUGCUUCCUGGCCAUCUCCGACGGCUGCUCGUAAGAGACGCGGCGAUGCAUGCGCCUUUCUCUACCGCGCAACUGCUGGAGCUUGGUGGGGUAGAGGGACACAUCGAGGGCGAACUCGUCGUCGUUGGUCCAGCAGCAGGCCUUCGCGAAGAGCACGUCAUCCGAUUAGCAGACAGCGCCCGCGCGCAGGCCACAUCAGAAGAUUGGGACGCCGACGAUGACACAGGGACGCCUCCCCUGCAAACGCUCGUGCUCAUGUCAGCCCGACUCACACCCACCGCAUUGCUCAAGCUCCCUCCCUCCAUCACCCAUCUCGCACUCACCAACCUUCCCGAACCCAUCUUAUUGCAUCGACUGCCUGGCGUCUGUCCACUAUUGAUUUAUCUCGACCUAUCACACAACACCUGGCUGAGCAAGACCGAACGCCGAGCCGACCUCACCAGGAUAGAAUGGCCACGCUGGACACAGCUCCGGCGACUGGCCUUGAUAGGUUGCUACAUCCCCGACGAGCUCCCCAUGAAGGUGAACAAAUCACGCUGGGACGACGUCGAGAUUGUACAGUCAUAAGUCAUCAUAGUCAUCACAGGCCUCUCUUCGGGCAGCGUUAUUCAUAUACAAGAUGGGAAGCGGCGGUGGAUGUAGCUGUACAAUGG
Schizophyllum commune H4-8 is the source of this 1421-nucleotide messenger RNA. RefSeq lists its product as uncharacterized. The record is from RefSeq and is a predicted model, not a curated record. The transcript is spliced from 3 exons. Lineage: Eukaryota; Fungi; Basidiomycota; Agaricomycetes; Agaricales; Schizophyllaceae. Bases 1 to 1335 code for a protein of 444 amino acids.